AUGGUUCGCAUUCCCGCCAUGAGGGACUGUGUAAAAUCAAAAAGGAACGGAAAGACCUGGCAUCCUGAGGAAGCCGGCAACAUCCUUGUGAUCAUGGGCGGGUGUUCCGAGGAAUCUGUUUACAAGGGCCAUACGGGGCCGAAUCCGCCGCACAAGUACUCUUCUCAUGCGUCGGAGGAACUCGCGAAGAGCAGAAGCUCCAAAUACAGCAGCGAGCUCCCAUCCGAUGAACCGAGCGCGUAUCGAGCCUCUUUCAACAACGCCGACAUUGCCACGAGCGAAGAACAAGGCAAAGCGAGAGUCGAGGCGGAGAUGAAGAGAGCACUGCGCCAGUUUUAUGGCAACUAG
Colletotrichum graminicola M1.001 is the source of this 348-nucleotide messenger RNA. RefSeq lists its product as uncharacterized. The record is from RefSeq and is a predicted model, not a curated record. The coding region runs from base 1 to 348 and encodes 115 amino acids. Lineage: Eukaryota; Fungi; Ascomycota; Sordariomycetes; Glomerellales; Glomerellaceae. The transcript has 3 exons.